CUCCGACGCCAUAUUUACUGCGGUUUUGGGGGAACUGGACAUCUGAAGUUGGCGGUUGGGAUGUACCUGUGCCGCAGACCCGGGGGACGAGCGGCGGCGGCGGCGGCUCUGUCGCUGCUCAGCGGCAGGUGCAGGAGCGCGGCCCCGCGGGGUCAGCGCGCCGGGAGGGCCGUGACCGUCCACCUCCUCCCCAGCGCCAAGUGUCUGUUUGAUGACCCGCUCCAGAUCCGGGCGGACGGUCUCUCUCCGCUCCAACAGGUCACGAUGAAGGCUUCGCUCACGGACGAGAAGGGGGAGACCUUCGAAUCGUUCGCCUACUACGAGGCUGACGAGCGGGGAGAGCUGGACCUGUCCCGGUCCCCGUCCCUGGGUGGACACUACUCCGGGAUUGAGCCCAUGGGGCUGUUCUGGUCACUCAUACCCAGGACGCCAUUCACCCGCCUGGUGAAGAGGGACGUGGCCAACUCUCCGCUGUGCGUAGACAUCGAGGUGUUCGAUGGCCACCGGAGCCGAGAGCAGCAGCUCGACCAGUCUUUGGCGAAGGGCACCAACGAGCGGUGGUUUAUGAGGGAAGGAGUGAAGAGGAUCCCAGUGAGAGAGGGCAACAUCAGAGGGACUCUCUUCGUGCCACCCGGUGAUGGUCCAUUUCCAGGGGUUGUUGAUAUGUAUGGGUCAGUCGGUGGGCUAAUUGAACACAGGGCUUGUCUAUUUGCAAAUCAUGGAUUUGUUACACUGGCUUUAGGCUAUUUUGGCUAUGAUGAUCUUCCAAAGGAAAUUAAUGACUUCAAUCUGGAAUAUUUUGAGGAAGCUGUGAAUUUCUUGAGGCAGUAUCCAAAGGUUAGAGGCCCUGGAGUUGGAGCUAUAGGAACAUCUAAAGGAGCUGAUCUAGUUCUAUCAAUGAUCACUUUUAUACCACAUGUGGUGGCUGCUAUUUCUAUUGGUGGAUGUAAUGCAAACACUUUAGGAAAUUUGCAUUAUAAAAGCAUGACACUUCCGGGCUUGGGUUUUUCCGCUGAGCGGAUAAGAUUUACCAGUUCAAAUAUUAUUGAUAUCUCGGAUUCAAUGGAUGAUCCCAUGGAUGAAGCCAAUAAAGACUGUGUCAUCCCAAUAGAAAAAGCGGAGGGGCACUUUUUGUUUGUUGUUGGCGAAGAUGAUAAGAAUUGGCAAACUGCAUGUUAUGCUGAGCAAGCUGCAAAUCAGCUCAAAGGAAGUGGCAAAAACAACUAUGAAAUUCUCACUUAUCCGGGGGCUGGGCACCUCAUAGAACCUCCAUAUUUUCCAUUCUGCAAUGCCUCUUAUCAUCGGUUGGCAAGGCAUGUUGUGUUGUGGGGAGGGAAAAUGGAGCCACAUUCACGGGCUCAGGAGGACUUUGGUCAAAGACUAUGGCAUUUUUAUUGAAACAUCUCAACAAGCAGAUGAGUAAACUAUGAGUAAACUGAAUUGAGUUAUGUUUUGUACUUAUUGACCUGUCAGCUCCCUCUGCUCAGCUGACUCUGUGAAAGGUGCUAUGCAAAUAUAAUUUGUUCUACACUAUCAGUUCAUAUAAGUUGAAUCGUGUUACUGUGCCUUAAUCUUAAUAAAAUCCACUAGCAUCC
Molecule: messenger RNA, 1595 nt
Organism: Callorhinchus milii (elephant shark)
Lineage: Eukaryota; Metazoa; Chordata; Chondrichthyes; Chimaeriformes; Callorhinchidae
Product: acyl-coenzyme A thioesterase 1
Exons: 3
Coding region: 61-1398 (445 amino acids)
Biological process (GO): acyl-CoA metabolic process; fatty acid metabolic process
Molecular function (GO): fatty acyl-CoA hydrolase activity
Source: RefSeq, a predicted model, not a curated record